ACAGCCUCAUAUUCAAGAUGGCGGACAGUCUGGGUAAAUAAAGUCUCGAGCUAAACGGCGUGUAAAGCGAUUAGCUGCGACACGACGGUGUGACAGAGUUUAGUGGAGGAAACGUGAUGUUUUAAGGGAUGUCUGACUAUAGCAGUAUAGUUAAGCUAAGUUGAGGGAUGGAGAGUGACUGCAGGAUUCCCAUGUCAUGUUUAAGGCCCAGAGUUCUGGUCCUGCAUGCAGUUUUCUGGGGGUUAGUGUGUCUCAGAGUAUUUGGGGCUGCGCUUCUUGGUGAGGAGAAGACCACAGUCACAAAGGCAGUGAACAUGCCAUGUUGGCAGUUAGAAGAGUUUGUGGUUGCGACAGAGUGCACUUUGUGUACCGCAUUUCAAACGAAGACCGUAACAGCCUGCACCCAGACAGGCUACGUGGAGAGGAUUAACUGUACCAAGUCCAACAAAGAUGAGUACAAAAGCUGCCGCUCAUCAGUGAUGGAGGAGCACCUCUUUUGGAAGUUCGAGGGUGUCGUUUUAGGCCUUACUGUUGUCUUUGCACUAGUAGUGAUCGGCCGGCAGAGGUCUUUAGACCGCCAAGCCUCAGAAAAGGUUCGCAGGCAAAUUGAGUCGAUUUAGUACCCAGAACUUUAUUGAGAAGUAUUGUACAGGUGACGAGAAGCUCUAAAGCACUCCAGGGUUACAGUGAUCAUCGUUUUUAUCAGUGUUCUAUUCCUGCUGUAGUAGCCAGUUUACCAGCCUGAGGUGUGAUCACUGGACACGUGUGUGUGUGUGUGUGUGUGUGUGUGUGUGUGUGUGUCUGGACGCCGGUCAUGUCUCGACUGAUGGAUGCGAUGGUUUUGUUUGUUUGUUUUAACUUUGACAAAAAAGGUGGUUCGCUACUUCCAUAUUUUCAUGCAAGUUGUUAAUGAUAUUCUACAGUGAACUUUUAACUGUGAAACCUCCAGAUUUAAUAAAGUCAGCAUCUAAAUCAACCGACAGUAAAAGAGAAAAGAUGAACAAAUUGCUUGCUUGUAAGCUUUUGUACUUGUGCUUUGUUCCCCAGCAGAUGAUGCACAGGUGAUACUACACAUUCUCACUAACACUGUACUAAUCUUAUGUAAAAGGAGAGUUUCUGACAUUAAAUUGAUCUGAUCAUACUGACAUUUUAAUUACAAAGUGAAUCUGACUCUGCUUUAGUGUGUUUUAAUAACUGUGUGGCAAAUGGAUGCAGAAAUUAAAUGGUAGUUUUGUUUGUUUUUUGUAUUAUUGUGAAAAUUAUCAUUUUCACAUGCAUAUGAAUUGUCAGGAACCUGAGAAAAUUGUUUAGACAACCACAUAUUCCAUUUACUCACUAAACAGUUUAUUUACAGAAGACUGCAUUUCAAUGUAAAAUCUGGUUUUGUUUUUGGUUGUGUUUUUGGUUUUCAGGGGGGGAAACAAGGCUUUAGUUUAACUACACUUUCAAGGUUACUACAAGUGUUUGCUUGUCAUGUGUAGCACAGUGUGUUAAGUUUUAAUUUAUGAAUUAUGUUUAUACAUGCCAGGCACUGCACAUAACGCUGCUGACCUUUACUCGACCUGAAACAUAACUAAACUCUAUAAAGUGGGAUAAUGUGCAUCAGUAACAUUUUAAACAAUCUAAUUCCUCAUUACUGGGGUCUGCAGUUUUUUUUGGUGUCUGUUUUUGGUUCUGCAAUUUCAUGUUGCAGUGAAGAAAAGGCUGCAUGCUGUUGUUUCUUUAGCCAGUUUUACUGGUCCACCUGACUGUAGAUAAUGUAUUUUUAUGAAACAUUUGCGACAUUUCCUAUUCUCUGUAUUUAAAAGGGGAACUGUGGAAUAAAACAAAUAGAAAGUA
Silurus meridionalis is the source of this 1839-nucleotide messenger RNA. It is a transcript of the gene jtb, whose product is annotated as jumping translocation breakpoint. Gene Ontology annotation, biological process: mitotic cytokinesis. Lineage: Eukaryota; Metazoa; Chordata; Actinopteri; Siluriformes; Siluridae. The transcript has 6 exons. The record is from RefSeq and is a predicted model, not a curated record. The coding region runs from base 168 to 620 and encodes 150 amino acids. Gene Ontology annotation, cellular component: membrane; spindle; midbody.